AAUAAAACGAAACCCUUUUUCUGGCCUGAAUAAAACGAACCUUUUUAAAACUACCCCCAGAGUGCCUCCGUAUUAUAUAAAGCCGUCCAUCACAAAGUUAGACCCUGCAUUUCGAAGCAGAGUCCUUUUCCUUUUACAAUAUGAACUGGAGUAGAGGCAGCAUCCUAGGCCAUGGCUCAUCGGCCACCGUCUCCCUGGCUUCCUCCCAGUAUGGCGAAGCCUUCUUCGCUGUCAAGUCGUCGGAGCUUUCUUGCUCGGAAUUGUUACAGAGAGAGCAGAGAAUUCUCUCUUCCUUGUCUUCUCCUUAUAUAGUUAGCUAUAAAGGGUGUGACAUCACGAAGGAGAACAGCAAGGUCUUCUACAAUCUUUUCAUGGAGUAUAUGCCUCUUGGAACGCUUCUUCAAGACUCGCCGCAGGGUGGCCGCCUCGACGAGCCAAUGAUCGCCCGCUACAUCCGGCAAGUUGCGCAGGGGCUAGAGUAUCUGCAUUCAAAAGGGUUGGUACAUUGUGACAUUAAGGGUACCAAUAUCUUAAUUGGCGAAGGUGGAGCCAAAAUUGCAGACUUUGGAUGUGCUAAGCGGUGGGAGACGGCAGCGCCCAUGAGUGGGACGCCGAUGUUUAUGGCGCCGGAGGUGGCGCGAGGCGAAGAACAGGGGUGUCCUUCUGACAUUUGGGCACUUGGGUGCACCGUCAUUGAAGUGGUUUCUGGGCUUUCCCCAUGGCCUAACGUAGGAGACCCCGUUUCAGUUCUUUACCGGAUAGCAUAUUCCGGUGAGGUGCCGGAGAUUCCGGGUUUUCUAUCAGAGGAAGCAAAGGAUUUCUUGGGAAAGUGCUUAAGGAGGAAUCCGAAAGAGAGAUGGACGGCAAGUCAACUACUGAAGCAUCCAUUUCUGGAGGAAUUGAAUUCCAAUUCUAAGCAAAUCCACGAAUCUAAUUCAAGUUCUCCAACAAGUAUUCUGGAACAAGGCUUUUGGAGUUGUGUGGAAGAAUCAGAUAGUGUGGGCAAUCUAGUCCAUAGUCACACAAGUUUCGAAAAUUCGCCAGCUGGUAGAAUCAGACGGUUAGCUGUGGGUUCAGGGGAACCCAAUUGGAUAGAAGAUGAGAAUUGGAUCGCUACGAUGGGGAAUGAAGGAGGAGUCGAAGCAUCGACCAGCAAUAAUUUGGAAGAGUCAGAGAAAAGCAAUAUUAGUAGUAGCAUUAGCGAUUGUUUUUGGGAUGAUUACGAAUGUAGGGAUGUGAGUAUUAUAACAAGUAGUAUCAUUUUUGAGAGAGGCAUUGAUAAAGUGCCGAUCCAUCCAGUGUCAAUUUUUUUAUAAUUCAAUUCCAUGAUUCAAUACUCCA
Messenger RNA from Prosopis cineraria, 1341 nucleotides. Its product is annotated as mitogen-activated protein kinase kinase kinase 18-like. Gene Ontology annotation, biological process: protein phosphorylation. Lineage: Eukaryota; Viridiplantae; Streptophyta; Magnoliopsida; Fabales; Fabaceae. Gene Ontology annotation, molecular function: protein kinase activity; ATP binding. The record is from RefSeq and is a predicted model, not a curated record.